AUGCCGAAGAACAAGGGAAAGGGAGGCAAAAAUCGCCGUCGUGGAAAGAAUGAGAAUGAUGUGAUGAAACGUGAAUUGCAACGAAAGGACCCCGGCCAAGAAUACGCGCAAGUAAUGAAGAUUCUGGGCAAUGGGCGACUCUUGGCUUUUUGUUUUGAUGGAAAACAACGUCUUUGUCAUAUCCGUGGAAAGCUGAGGAAGAAAGUUUGGAUAAACACAGGAGACAUCAUUCUACUCGGUCUUCGCGAUUAUCAAGAUGACAAAGCCGAUGUUAUUCUGAAGUAUAACCCCGAUGAAGCUCGACAACUCAAAUCGUGCGGUGAACUGCCCGAUAAUGCAAAACUGAAUGAAGGUGAUGAGCAAGAUGAGGGCGAGGUUGAGUUCACCGACGUGGGUGGAGAUAUUCCUGAAGAUGCGAAAAAGGACUACGCGGAUUUGCCGUCUUCUGGCUCAAGCAGCGAAGACGAAGGAGAAGAAUCCGAUGGCAAAGAGGAGGAAUCUGAAGAGUCCGAGGAAAAAGAGGAGUCAGAAGAAUCGGAGGAAGAAACCGAUCCCGACGAAGAAGAACUUGCCAAAGGACGCACUUACAAGCCGGACACGAGAAGAACCAAGCAACGAUAUGGUAACAAGAAAUUCAAGAAA
Messenger RNA from Mesorhabditis belari, 642 nucleotides. Lineage: Eukaryota; Metazoa; Nematoda; Chromadorea; Rhabditida; Rhabditidae. The record is from the annotation of a GenBank genome assembly.